This is a messenger RNA of Arachis duranensis, 1903 nucleotides long. Its product is annotated as microtubule-destabilizing protein 60. NCBI's taxonomy places the organism in Eukaryota, Viridiplantae, Streptophyta, Magnoliopsida, Fabales, Fabaceae. The coding region runs from base 152 to 1783 and encodes 543 amino acids. Gene Ontology annotation, molecular function: protein kinase activator activity; microtubule binding. The record is from RefSeq and is a predicted model, not a curated record. Gene Ontology annotation, biological process: regulation of mitotic spindle organization; activation of protein kinase activity; mitotic spindle assembly. The transcript has 8 exons. Gene Ontology annotation, cellular component: mitotic spindle; nuclear microtubule.
CCAAUCUUGUGUUUCUCUUCUUCUUCACUUCACAAAACACCAAACAAACAAACAUUCACAACGCACAGAUUUCCCGAAACCCACUUACUACUCUCUCUAUUUUCUUCUUCCUGCAUCGCCCAACCCUAACCCUAAACCGGUGGAUUUUCCGAUGGAGACGGCCACCAAUAUUCCCGCCGCACCAAUAACCACUCCAGCCAAGGGUUUCCGAUCAAAGAAUCAAGAACCCUCCAAAUAUUCCGAAAAUGUCAACCCUAACAGUAAUACCACUCCGUUUUCCAAACCCUUAUCCAAUCCUUGUGGUUCUUCUUCUUCUCCUUCUUCUUCUCCUUCACCUGUUGUGAAGAAAUCGUGUUCCAAGUCACAGAAGAAGCCACAAUCCUCAGCAGCAAAGGAGGGUGUUGUGAAUUCCGUGAAUUCCGUUCAGAAGAACAAGAUCAGGCAGAGGAAGUUCGUUGUUGCAAAGAAGAAUAAGAACAAGAAGUUCGAGGGGAGUGGUGGUGAUGGUGAUCGGGGUUCAAACUCAACGCUGUCGUUUUGUAAGUGCAAAGAGAGCAACAAGAACAACAAGUGUCUCUGUGUGGCUUACCAGAAUCUCAGGAAGUCACAGGAAGAGUUCUUCAAGAACAAGCAAGCACAAGAACAAGAACAAGAGCAAGAAGAUGGAGCUGCUGAGAUUGAGAGAGUGAUCAUUGAAGAAGAACAACGACAACAACAAGAAGCCAUAGAAGAGGAUUGUGGUGGAUUGGGGAAUGUUGUUGAUUUGGCUGUGAAGAGGAGGAGGGAGAAGUUGAUGGACGAAGCAAGGAAGAGUGUUCCUGAAGCUGGGCCAGGCAAGGUGAUGCAUUUGGUCAAGGCAUUUGAGAAGCUCCUAACUGUUUCCACCACUGGAAAGAAAGAUCAGGAUCAGGAUCAGGAUCAACUGGCCGAGGCGGUGCCGGCGGAAGAACAGGAGCCACAAGAGAAAGAGGAGAAUAAGGUGAAGAGAAAGGUUAUGAGAUGGGCACUGCCAGGGUUGCCACUUCCUAAUGAUGCAACUGAAAGAACUCAGGAAGUGUCUGGUUGUUCUUCAUUUUGCCCGCCACAGGCGAUUCUCACAUCCGAGAGCCUUGGCUUGGAUCCGAAGGCUUCAGUUUCGUGUUCAUGGGAUAGCAGCCGUGGAAGUGUAUCUAACAGGACUUCUAAUGGAGGUAGAAGAAGCAGAAGAAAUAGUUUGGAAUCAACUAGCACCUUUGGGGGAAGCAGGUGGAAGAAGAAGCAGCAGCUGAGAGUCACCAGCCAAAAACCAUUCAAGCUAAGAACUGAGGAAAGGGGGAAGGUGAAAGAGGAAGAAUUUGUGAAGAAGAUACAUGAAAUGAUGACAGAGGAAGAGAAGCAAAGGAUACCAAUAGCCCAAGGGCUUCCAUGGACAACAGAUGAACCUGAGUGUUUGGUAAAGCCUCCUGUCAAAGAAAUCACACAGCCGAUUGACCUGCAGCUUCACAGUGAUGUGCGGGCAAUGGAUCGUGCUGAGUUUGAUCAUCAGGUUGCAGAAAAAUUGAGUUUGAUAGAGCAGUACAAAUUGGAGAAGGAGAGGCAACAAAAGAUGGCAGAAGAAGAAGAAAUCAAAAGGUUAAGGAGGGAGCUUGUUCCAAAAGCACAACCGAUGCCUUAUUUUGAUAGGCCUUUUAUUCCAAGGAGGUCUGUGAAGAAUCCAACAAUACCUAGAGAGCCCCAGUUUCACAUACCACACCACAAAAAGAUCAAGUGUAGCUUAUCCUCUUUGAGCGAAUUGAGUCCAUAAAUCUGCAAAUUUUGUUUGUUAUAAUAAUAACUGAAUAAUGUGUUCUUUUCAGUCGUCCUGUGAACAAUAUUCAAUUUUCUUCACGGAGCGCAACCAAUGUAGUUGCAUUUUUUUCAGUCA